UUUAUCAACACCGAUGACCGUGACGGUGCGCGCGAAUCGUGUUUCCGUUUUACGAAGGGCGAAAUUUACAACGAUGAUAAAUACACUUUGGAGGGCGCUCUCCGAGGAGCGAGAUCGCUUAGUGCCUUACUCCGACGACUUCCUGGCUCCCGGUAGUGCAACGAUAUGUGAGUCGGCGGCGUCUUUGCCUCCCCGUGACACCAACGCGACGUACGUACGUACGUCGCGCGUUUAAUGUCGCGUAAGUUAUUCGAUAUUUGCCGGGUAAUGUCGCGUAACUCGUUCGAUAUUGCGACAGUGAUAUUUCUAACGUCUUUUACGCGACGACCCUCGCUCGCCGAUGAUAAACACUCGUCCGACCACUCUUUGCUAACCGACGAUGGACGACGACCUUCGAUCAUUGUUGAUGCCGGACUUCUGAUAAUGGUUACUGAGACACGGCAGCUUCACACUCCGGACUCAAGCCUAUACGAGCGUUUAAGGCCACGGCGCACCUCAAAAAAAAGAAAAAACUUAAGCAGUGAAACUUGGGCAGUCGAGAAUGGAAACCCAGCCGAUUCUGCGUGGAGUAACUUCGUAGCAGUACACGUACCAUCGACAUGUACCAACGCGCAGAUGCAGGCAGGCGCGAACCACCCCUGCACACCACUGGAACAAGUCGCGCCCUGAACAGGCAGCGCGAGCGUCAUGGCGACGACUUGGAAUAUCGAUCGUGGACCAGUGGGAUGCUGGCCG
Messenger RNA from Solenopsis invicta (red fire ant), 735 nucleotides. RefSeq lists its product as uncharacterized. The transcript has 3 exons. NCBI's taxonomy places the organism in Eukaryota, Metazoa, Arthropoda, Insecta, Hymenoptera, Formicidae. The record is from RefSeq and is a predicted model, not a curated record. The coding region runs from base 235 to 669 and encodes 144 amino acids.